Hippocampus zosterae (dwarf seahorse) is the source of this 6290-nucleotide messenger RNA. It is a transcript of the gene sema3fa, whose product is annotated as sema domain, immunoglobulin domain (Ig), short basic domain, secreted, (semaphorin) 3Fa. Gene Ontology annotation, biological process: positive regulation of cell migration; negative regulation of axon extension involved in axon guidance; neural crest cell migration. Gene Ontology annotation, molecular function: semaphorin receptor binding; chemorepellent activity. The coding region runs from base 419 to 2803 and encodes 794 amino acids. The record is from RefSeq and is a predicted model, not a curated record. NCBI's taxonomy places the organism in Eukaryota, Metazoa, Chordata, Actinopteri, Syngnathiformes, Syngnathidae. The transcript has 19 exons.
UCUCCUCUAUCCACCUGCGCACGCUGCUUCUCAGCCACUUGAGCAGUGGAACACCCUCCGCGUGUCACCCUCCUUCCUUCUGGAUCAACUCAUUCGCUUUCUUUUGCAUCUCCGCCGCUCGUGGAAAGUACACAACUAUUAACGGAGAACACAAAUUCACACGGCCAAGUUCAACUCAAUCCAGACAAGAUCAUUUUGUUCUGCGGCCGGAAUAACCGAGCGGGAUCUGCAGAGGACCCACACCGGAUCGCGCCUGCGUGCGCCCGGGCACAGACUCUCCGAGGACCCCCGAGGGCUGGCGGGGUUGUUCUUUUCUUUUCUUUCUUUUUUUUUUUUGCACGGCUUCUUUUGCGACCAGCAUUGGACCUAACUAAACACAGGAUCUCGGAUUCUCCUCCUCCUCAUUUAGAGAGCGACAAUGUUGUGGGACAGCCUGUGCUGUCUGAUGGCCCUGCUGGCCUGUUCGUCCGCAGGGCUCCCUCCGGCCCUGGAGCCACUCUCUGCCCCCAGGAUUUACCUGUCCUUCAAAGAGUUAAAGUCGACCGGCACCGCUCACCACUUCUCCUUCUUGCUAAACUCGAGCGACUAUCGAAUUCUUCGCAUGGACGAGGACCACGACCGCAUGUAUGUGGGUAGCAAAGAUUACAUCCUGUCUCUGGAUCUGCACGACAUAAACAAGGAGCCACUCAUUAUCCACUGGCCAGUCGCCCCUCAGAGGAAGUCUGAAUGUGUCCUGUCUGGAAAAGACACCAAUGGUGAAUGCGGUAACUUCAUCCGUCUGAUCGAGCCGUGGAACCGUACUCACCUGUACGUGUGUGGAACAGGAGCGUACAACCCCAUCUGCACAUACGUGGACCGAGGACGUACGUCACAGGGCUCCUACUACCUCCAGGCCCCCAAAUCUGGAGGGAGAACCAAUCGGGCAGCAGACCAGAGUGACACGUCAGAACUUUUGGAGGCCAAGGAAUAUAUUUUCCGCCUUGAGCCGGGCAAAGUGGAUUCAGGGAAGGGAAAGUGUCCAUUUGACCCCAAAUUGAACAGCGUCUCUGCUUUGAUCAAUGGAGAGCUGUACGCGGGAGUGUACAUCGAUUUCAUGGGAACCGACUCGGCUAUCUUCCGUACACUGGGGAAGCAGACAGCCAUGAGGACCGAUCAGUACAACUCCAGAUGGUUGAAUGAUCCGACAUUCAUCCAUGCACACCUCAUCCCUGACAGCGCCGAGAAGAACGAUGACAAGCUCUACUUCUUCUUCCGUGAGAAGGCCACCGAGAUGGGUCAGAGUCCCAUGAGCCAGUCCAGAAUCGGGCGGAUCUGCUUGAAUGACGACGGCGGCCACUGUUGUCUGGUGAACAAGUGGAGCACCUUUCUGAAGGCCCGGCUCAUCUGCUCGGUGGCUGGAGCCGAUGGUGUCGAGACGCAUUUUGAUGAGCUCAGGGAUGUUUACAUCCAGCCGACCCAAGACACCAAGAAUCCUGUCAUCUACGGAGUCUUUUCAGUUUCAGGAUCUGUGUUUAAAGGCUCGGCUGUGUGCGUCUACUCCAUGGCAGACAUCCGCAUGGUGUUCAAUGGUCCUUUCGCCCACAAGGAAGGACCCAACUAUCAGUGGGUGGCCUACACGGGGAAGAUUCCUUACCCCAGACCUGGCACUUGUCCCGGAGGGACGUUCACCCCCAACAUGCAAUCCACCAAGGAUUACCCGGACGAGGUGAUCAACUUUAUGAGAAACCACCCCACCAUGCACAACGCCGUAUACCCGGUACACAAGCGGCCCCUGGUGGUCCGGACCAACGUGGACUACGAGUUCACCACCAUCGCCGUCGAUCAAGUGACGGCCGCCGACGGAAGCUAUGAAGUCCUCUUCCUGGGCACAGAUCGCGGAACGGUGCAGAAAGUGAUUGUGUUGCCACGAGACGACCUUCAGACCGAGGAGCUAGUUUUGGAGGAAGUGCAGGUCUUUAAGGUUCCCACCCCAAUCACCACCAUGAAGAUCUCAUCCAAGCGCCAACAACUGUACGUGGCGUCCGUACUGGGUGUGACCCACCUGGCGCUCCACCGCUGCGACGUGUAUGGCGAGGUGUGCGCUGACUGCUGUCUGGCUCGAGACCCGUACUGCGCCUGGGAUGGAAAAUCUUGCUCCAGAUACUCGGCGUCGCAGAAGAGACGCAGCCGUCGUCAGGAUGUCAAGUACGGUAACCCCAUCCGCCAAUGCAGAGGCUACAACUCCAAUGCCAAUAAGAAUACUCUGGAGACAGUUCAGUAUGGCGUGGAGGGCAGCACUACGUUUUUGGAGUGCCAGGCCAGGUCCCCACAUGUUUCUCUCAAGUGGCAUCUUCAGAAAGAGAAUAGUGACAGAAGAAAAGAGAUUCGCUCCGAGGGCCGCAUCCUGAAGACGGACCAGGGACUCCUGAUCCGCUCCCUGCAGCCAUCAGACACCGGCAUCUACCAGUGCACAUCCACAGAGAAGAACUUCAAGCACACACUGGUCAAGCUGCAGUUGGUGGUGCUCUCCAGCCGAACCGUCAACAACGUGCUGGUAGAGACGGGCGCACCUUCCCUCGCCUUGGCACCACUGCAGUCCAGCGCCUGGACGCCAAGCGCCGGCCAGUACAAGGACCUGCUGACUAUCCUGAGCCAGCCUGAGAUGGGCCUGAUCAACCAGUACUGCCAGGACUACUGGCACCUGGGGGACAGCGGCGGUGGCCUGGGGGAUGCCAAAGCCAAGAGUCUGAAGGAGCUGAAGGAGCAGAAGAAGCCGCGCAACCGCCGGCAUCGCGAUGACGAGACGAGCCCGGUGGAGACAUGAGGAGUCGGAAACGACCAGCAGCGAGUCUACCACACCUCCAGAAAUGCUACACUAUCCCUCCAGUUUUGAGGUGUGACUCAUAAUGGACGCAAUACAGCAGAAAAGACAAAAAAACUCUCGGGUGAAACACACAAUAUUUAUUGUAGGUUGUAAAAAGUAAUUCUUUCUACCUAUUUAGAAAAAAAACAUUUUUUUGUUUUGUUUUUGUGAAUAGGUUGCUGUUGUUAUUAUUCUAAUGUUCUGGUUCGUGAUACUGACUGUGUAUUAUGUCGAGGAUGUCUUUUUUAAAUGUUUGGUGUUUUGGGAGCAUCCACGCAUGGACAAGAACUAAAAAAAUGGAACUUGGACUACAACGCUCCUCUCGAAAGCCGUUGAGAGAUGGCACAAAAAGAGCAUUUUUCAGGACCACGCAAAUGCCCACAGACUUGUCUUCAUGUUCCAAUGCCUGGCCACGUUUUUCCGGAAUCAUCCAACUAGUGCACACGUUACCAAUUUUUUCAACGUGAGAGACCCCAUACAGCAAAGGAAAAACACCUGGUGUGUCCUUACUGCAAGUAUACAGAAUACAGUGCUGGAAAAAAUGAGAGGCCACUGCAAAAUAAUUUGUGUACGGCAACAAAUCUUCACUGAGAUCCGCAGAAUUAGUUUGGCGUUUUCUUCUGUCGGAAAAGAAAAUACAUGCGCACGCAAAGUAGCAGCAUUACAACGUCAUGCAGUAGAAUAGCAGACCGACGUCUACAUGAUAAACAAGACGGAGAGUAUAUUUGAUAUUAUUGUAAGUCACUGUAACAUAAAACAAAUAUAUAACGUAUACACAGUUUGAACAUUAACGCUGUUAUAAUAUAUGAUGAAAAAACAUAAAGGAUAAAAAAUUUGAUUAAAUUGUAUCAAGAUCAAUGUUUAAAAAAAAAGCAGUUCUUAACUAUUAAAAACUCUGUAGAGUGAAUUCUGUGAAAACAGUCUACCUGUAUAACGAAAUUGCUGAAAAAUGUUGAAUGACGGAAAAGUAUGCAGUACUCAAAUUUGGAAAUUUUGCAUUGAGCUGCUUUUCACCAUUUCAGUUUUCCUGAUUUUUUUUUUGACGUGCGGUGCCGAGCGUCAGGCAACUCCUCGCUCCAUACGUUACAAAUUUGAGCGGCUUCUUUCGUAUCAGUUGUAAUCCGACGCAGUUGCGAGUUAUAGUGUUAAUCAUUACUAGGCCCAAACCAAUUCGCUUGCGAGCUAACUGACUCAAUUCCCGUUGCAGCAUGGGCAGACCCAAAACAACGCGGUGGGAUACAUUUCAGCGACUGGAGGCUUUAAGUGGAUUUUUUUUUUUUGCGGCUCAAACAUGUAGUUUUGCAUAGGCAUAAGAAUGCCGCUAUAAAUAAGUUGUAUUUGACUGACAGCUGGGCGAGGCAUGAGGAGGCAUAGAAGAGUGAGAUCCACGUACCAAAGGUGAUACUAGUACCGCACUCUCAGAAUCACUGGUCUUCAGUAUAUGGUUACGACGCAAGCACGGCAAAGCAGCAUUGGCCCCAAAGUCCCAUCCUUGACUUUUAAAGUCUCUUUCUCAUUUCAUUCUGCAGUGCAGUUAUUUUCAUUUUUCCCAGAACUGUAUAUCGCGACUGGUGUAAUCAAUCUAACCAUCGCAAUUGCAAUCUAACCACAUGUUAAAGGAUUUGCGAUGGGAAAUACUGAACAGAUUCAAAAUUUGUGAUUCUCAACCAUAAUCAUCUUUCGAGAAAAGUCAUUCUUAACACACCGCACACCACGGGAUAAUCACUCAUGAUAAUCUUUUACAGGUAUCCGCUUAGAUAGGAAAUAGAGGUGGUUGGAAAAAGCUUACAUUUGAGGCUAUUAUCGAUAUGUGUGCUUGCUCCUUUUGUUAUCUUUCCAUUUAACUCAUUCACUCCCAAAGACGUUUUUAAAUGUCUUUUCAGACUUGGUCCAGAAUUGGCUGGUACUGAAUGAGUUAAAUGGUGAAUCUUCAGCGUGUGAUCAUUGUUCUGAGGCAGAAAUGGUCUCGUAGGAACACAAACAUAGGAAUCUUAUCUCCAAAAUGCAGAUUCCAGCAGGCAGCUAUUCUUGACUACAUCUGUGCAAAAUAAAAACAAAGCACCUUCAAUUGCCGAACACAGACUAAAGUAUGGGAAGAUGUCUCUUACAGGGGGCGUUGGUGAAAAGCCUUCUGUAUCGCUUGAUCCCUUGUGGGUGUUCUUGAGGCUCCUCGUAAGCUUCCAUCCUCUUUUCAUAUUUGGAGCAAUUAUACGCAUCCAAUUUUGUGAGAAGACUCCUUAAAAAACUAGUUUGUUUUGGCCGGUUGACUCAGGUGGUUAGAACGUGGUGCUAACAACGCCACGGUCGCAGGUUUGAACCCCGUACGGGUUAUCUUCCCUUUUUUUCGGGCGGCACGGCUCAGUGUUGGAGUGGCCGUUUCCCAACCCAGAGGUUGGUGAUUCGAUCUCUGGUCAUUGCUUCCAUGUCGAAGUGUCCUUGAGCAAGAUACUGAACCCCCACUUGCUCCUGAUGCUGUGUCAUCAGAAGGUGAAUGAGAAAACAGUGUGAAGCGCUUAGGGUACCCGAGGUAGAUCAUAGUGACAGCCAAUUUACCACAAUAAAAGUGGAAAGCGUCCGGUGCUGCAAGUUCCACCUUUUCAUGCUUCCCGUACUGCAUUUGUCCCAACUCCUUUGCUCAUGUGGGACCUCUGAUACAUGCAACUUAGUCAUAAAAUUGGAGUGGACGCUGCAGUUUUACAACUACAAUACAAACACAAAUGCACACAAACUCUCAUAAACAAGCACAUGCACACACACACAAAUUCACAGGCUCAGAGGGCCACUCACAAACACCCUUAUUCAAGCACAAACACUAACAUGAAGGUGUACACAAUCUCACACACACACACACACACCGUUAUUUAAAAACACAUGUACGAGUGCAAGCACAAACAGACGCUCUUAUAUAUAUAUAUAUAUGUAUACACAUGUACGGCCUUUCACACACUUAACAUGCAUUCACUCGCACACGGGGCAACAGUCACAGAAGCACUUUAACACAAACACACGCUGGCACUCGUGCACACACGUGCACAAUCUUACACACUUUGGACCCCACGCACAUACUCACACACACAUUUCAGUCAUUAAAACGGUGACAGUGCAAUUUGGGAUUGCCCCCCAGUUUAUUUGUAAGAGUUCAUCUAAGUUCUACGCCGCAUUCAUCCAAAUUGUGUCGAUACUUAUGUCAGAGUUACAUUUCAUGCAUCUUUGAUUCGUUUAUAUACGAUCAACGCAAGGGGCUGGGGGGGUUUUGGUGAGGGAGGCAUGUUCAUAGAAAAGGUACAACCACAACAAUUUUAAUAGGGUGUCUUUCCGUGGUGCAUGGCAUGUACAGUUAUGUAAACAGUGUUUGUCUAAAAAGAGGCUUUGUUCCCAUGGAUGUCGUUGAAUGUCUUUCUCAUUGUGGGACUAUAAAAACUAUAUCAAAGGGAAAAAAAAGAAUAAA